GGCCCCCGCCCCCUCGGCUGGCCGCCAUCUUGUUGUUGAUCCGUACCCAGUGGGCAGCGCCGAGAGCUGGACCGUGCGGCCGGUGCGGGGCCGCUGCUGCGGGUCUCAGCCACCUGUGCUGCCUGCCAGGAGGAGCGGGCCGAAACCUGGAGGCCCAGGGGCCCCAGCUCCCGUCGGGAGCCGUGGGCGUCUGCUGUCCGGGCCGGGCUGGACAUAAUCAUAAGCUGAACAGAUCUUGGCUUUCAGCUCACCGAAAUCGACAACCCCAUUCUGCUGCUGUGGCCCAUGUGCUGCGUCCUCUGCCCUCAGUGUGCAACUGGCCCCCAACGCAAUGUGUGUUUGUCAAACCAUGGAAGUGGGGCAGUAUGGCAAGAACGCAAGUCGAACUGGAGACCGGGGAGUCCUGCUGGAACCCUUCAUCCACCAGGUGGGCGGCCACAGCAGCAUGAUGCGCUACGAUGACCACACUGUGUGCAAGCCCCUCAUCUCCCGGGAACAGCGGUUCUACGAAUCCCUCCCGCCAGAAAUGAAGGAAUUCACCCCCGAGUACAAAGGUGUGGUGUCCGUCUGUUUUGAGGGGGACAGUGACGGUUACAUCAACUUGGUGGCUUACCCAUAUGUGGAAAGUGAGACUGUGGAGCAGGAUGACACACCUGAACGAGAACAGCCUCGACGCAAGCACUCCCGCCGCAGCCUGCACCGGUCUGGGAGUGGCAGUGACCACAAGGAGGAGAAAGGCUCCCUGUCGCUUGAAGCCUCUGAGAGCUCCCAGGAGGCAAAAAGCCCAAAGGUGGAGCUGCACUGCCACUCGGACGUCCCCUUCCAGAUGCUGGAUGGCAACAGUGGGCUGGGUUCUGAGAAGAUCAGUCACAACCCGUGGAGCCUGCGCUGCCACAAGCAGCAGCUGAGCCGCAUGCGCUCCGAGUCCAAGGACCGCAAACUCUACAAGUUCUUGCUGCUGGAGAAUGUGGUGCACCACUUCAAGUACCCCUGUGUGCUGGACUUGAAGAUGGGCACCCGGCAGCACGGCGACGACGCGUCAGCUGAGAAGGCAGCCCGGCAGAUGCGGAAGUGCGAGCAGAGCACGUCCGCCACGCUGGGCGUCCGGGUCUGUGGCAUGCAGGUGUACCAGCUGGACACAGGGCAUUACCUCUGCAGGAACAAGUACUAUGGCCGAGGGCUCUCCAUCGAAGGCUUCCGCAAUGCCCUUUAUCAGUACCUGCACAACGGCCUGGACCUGCGACGUGACCUCUUUGAGCCUAUCCUGAGCAAACUGCGGGGCCUCAAGGCUGUGCUGGAGCGGCAGGCCUCCUACCGCUUCUACUCCAGUUCCCUGCUUGUCAUCUAUGAUGGCAAGGAGUGCCGAUCGGAGAUGCGCCUCAAGCACCUGGACAUGGGGCUCCCUGAGGUGGCGUCACCCAGUGUGCCCAGCCCCAGCAGUGCCAGCCCUGACGCAGGCCCUUCCUCUCCACCCAAGGUGGAUGUCCGCAUGAUUGACUUUGCACACAGCACAUUCAAGGGCUUCCGGGAUGACCCCACCGUGCACGACGGGCCCGACAGAGGCUACGUGUUCGGCUUGGAGAGCCUCAUCAGCAUCAUGGAGCAGAUGCGAGAUGAGAAUCAGUAGGCCUGUACAGGGCCCCCACACCUCUUCUUCUCCAGCCACAGGCAGGGACCAUUGCUCUCAACUCGCUGUGAGGACACAACAGACUUGCUUUUAAAGGGUUAUAUUUCUCUUUGGUGUAAACUAAAAGAAAUGUUUUUAGCUGUA
Molecule: messenger RNA, 1771 nt
Organism: Ochotona princeps (American pika)
Lineage: Eukaryota; Metazoa; Chordata; Mammalia; Lagomorpha; Ochotonidae
Gene: IP6K1
Product: inositol hexakisphosphate kinase 1
Exons: 6
Coding region: 332-1627 (431 amino acids)
Biological process (GO): inositol phosphate biosynthetic process; phosphatidylinositol phosphate biosynthetic process
Cellular component (GO): cytoplasm; nucleus
Molecular function (GO): inositol hexakisphosphate kinase activity
Source: RefSeq, a predicted model, not a curated record